AUGAACCGCCUUGUGCGCCAGCGGGGGCCCCGCCGCUACCCGGCCGGACCCUCGCCCACACGUCCACGCGGCUCCGACCCCCUCGUGCAGACCGCGGGCGGCUCGACCGCCUCGCCGGCAGGGAACAAGAUGGGCCUGAAACCCGGGGAGAGGUUGGACGCGGCGGCGCCCAGCCCGACGUGGUUGACGAGCACACGCCUACUGACGGGCGACACGACCAAGAUGGACAGCUUCGGGCCCGGCCCCACCGCCGCGGCGGAACAGUCCAAGUCCAAGGCCGCAUCCCAGACCGACAGCCAGCACCACCGCGAUGAGGAGACAUCGCAACCACCCACUUUAUUCGUCGAUGCCUUCGCGAGCUAUAUUCUGACUAGGAUGACUGUAGAAUUGUCUUCAUUUGGAAUUCGACGACAGGCCCGGCGCCACCAUGGUAACGUGCCUGCUUCUCGGACCGCUCGGGCGGCGGCAGUGUUUCCGCCUUACCGCCCUAGCAUUCUUCUGCUGUCCUUUUAUUCGCAUGAAUAG
Molecule: messenger RNA, 525 nt
Organism: Gaeumannomyces tritici R3-111a-1
Lineage: Eukaryota; Fungi; Ascomycota; Sordariomycetes; Magnaporthales; Magnaporthaceae
Exons: 2
Coding region: 1-525 (174 amino acids)
Source: RefSeq, a predicted model, not a curated record